AUGAGCGAGUCAGUAGCCGUAGAGGAAGUCCAGGAAUCCGCAGCGGUUUCUCUUAAGGAGCUUAUAACCUCGCUCUCGGUGAAAUCUCGCAUAGAGCGAAAGCGAAGUCUGGCCGCCCUGUACGCACAGACCAAAGAUCCAGCCACGAUCUCCACUCUCAUCGGAACAAAAGACAAUCUCGACAAGGUCGGCACCUUCCUCGAAUCUUGUCUCCGCAGCUUACUCCCGAAUGACCUCCCUUCCGUCCAAGACGUUCUGCAAAACUUUGCUACCUAUAAGCUUGGUCAAUCCGUCCUUUCCUCACUCGCCGAUUCGAGCCCUUCACAGGUCGAUCCAGAAUUAUCCACCUCACUGUCCAGUCUCACUACCCUCCUGGCCAACGACAACAAUUCCUUUCCCAUUCUCUCAAACCUCGGGCUCCUCACCUCCAUCACUAAGGCACUGUCUAAUACGCCUUACGGCGACUGGACAGAUCCUUCAACUCACGUGCUCUUCGAUAGUAUCGUCCGAUAUGUGCUAGGACUGUCUUCCUCGCAGCAAGGGUUACAGAUUUUGACGAGCGAGCUUGGAAGAAAAGAGUUGAAACAGGCUUGGAUGCACAUAUUCUUUGGACAAGGCAGACCGUGUCCGGAGGAUGUUCGUAGUGCACGAGGGAUACUCACUUUACGCCUGACUACCCUCAACGCAGAGAAUAUACAAACGGACGUAAAGGCAGAGGACUUUGCGGUUAGUUCUGGGUUGCUGCUGGAUACUUGGAGGAAAUGCGAGACGUUACAAGGUUUAUCAGAGGAUGGAGUUGCGAUUGGGGAUGAGCAUGUGGGUCUUGCGAACCAAGUUUUGCUUGACCUGGCGGGAUUUUCUGUGUAUGAGUGUGGACGGGAAGCAGUGACGAAUGUAUUCCUGAAUGGGGCUUUCUUGGGUUUGUUAAGGCGGUUGCAAGAGGUCCAAGAUGAUGUCCAUAGGGAACUUCUUGACAACAUCAUUGGAGUGAUCCAAGAAACUGCGAUCGUCUUCGCCAAUCUGUUUACUCCAUCACUCGUCACGCAAGCCAUCAUGCUGUCACCGCCAGUUUUCCAAAUUGCUUCGCCAGCUCUGGACACCCUCCCAGAUCGCCUCAAAGUCUGCUUCGAAGCAAUCGACCAACCUCGCCGUUUACGCAUUGAUAAAACCUUUGUCGCCUACCUCACCCUCGCACUCUCCCACCUCCUCCAAGACGACGCAGCCGAGGUAUCCCAUGCACACGCCGCUCUCAACCCACCCGUCUCCCUUAUCGGUUUUCUUUGUCGUCUUCUGGAUGAAAUUGGCAAAGCAUUUAGGGUCGCGGUAAUUCGUGAGCCGGAGCAUAUUCAGGCCGAGGGCGUGGUGAAGAUUAUGCGUGUUCCGAGACCGGCAAAUGUUGAUGUUGUGUUUACGAGGCAAGACGUGGGAUCGGAGAGGGAAUGGCAUGGGACGGUGCAGUGGAGGAGGCAGUUGAUUUCCGUCUUGGGGCUCGGGCAGAGAUUGAUGAACAACGUGGUUGAGGGGUGUUACAGUACUAAGAACUACAAACCGGAUCCACUACCAGCUGGCGAGGGUCUUAGUGAAGGUACGAAGUGCUCGAUAACACACUUGACUGCCAUGUCGAGCAUGAUCCCUUUUGAGAUUCUGCAGAGGUGCGAGCAGCAGAUGAUCUGCGACGGUGCUGUGAUUGCUGGCAAACAUGCCGUCCUGCGGACAUUGGAGUUGCUCACGUCAAUUCGCGUGCCACGCAGCAAGGAUACGGCGAAGCCUGUUCAAGCCGUGGGGGCGUACAUCACGGAGUCUGGGUCUGGUGGAGCAGUAGUGAGCGUCAUACUCGAACAAGCUGAACGAAGUAUCGUUGGUGUCGAGACUGCUUUCGAGCUGUUGAAGCACGUCCUCCCUUACGAAGACACCACAUCCACCGGCGCCAUCACGAUCUUGAGGAAUUGGUGGGCUAAGGAGCUGAUCCCCAUUCGCGCUGAGAUCGGAUUGUUCGUCGCCAAGUGGGCAUCUGCCCCAGCCAUGGCCUCUAUCGUCUUCUCCUUGAUUCACUGCGGCUCAUCCGAAAUUAUUGAAGCUGUUAUGGCGUCCCUCCUUGAUGCAGUGGACGGGGUUGAUGGAAAUGCGGUCGCUGCAAUGGGGCUUUUGCGUGUCAUUAGUUAUAAUACUGAGAUAUUCGACAAGCUGCAGUCAGCAUUGCGGAGAAGUCGGAAGAGUGGGUUGGCGCCAUGGUUAGAUGAGUUAACGCAGAGAAAUCCCGCGUUACGAGGGGAGAUCCAAGCAUUGAAAAAGUCUCUCGCACUCGGACCUGGUGUGAAGGAUGAUAUGGAGGUGGUGUAUGAACCGCCAGCACCUACUCGGGUGCCGUGGAAUCUAGCAAACUACAUACCCGGCCCCACCGGCGAACGACCACAAAGCUCCGGUCAAGUUCAGAUCUUGCCAGGACAGAUGCUUCCGCCGGCUAUACACCGCCGUGCGAGCUCGACGAGUACUGGCGCUGUCAACCCUAACACCGUAUCCCCCAACCGAAGCACUUCACACUCGCCAUUCUCCGGGACGAUGCCACCACCAUCGAUGUCCAUGACCCCCGUUACGCCGUUACCUGGUGACAUGGUACCGUUUCUAAACGUACCCAUGGGCGGUGGUAUGAUGCCGCCGCCAAUGAUGGGCAUGAACAUGGGCAUGGGCACGGGAAUGGGAGGAGGAAUGGGCUCGCAGCAGGUCCAGCAGAUGCAGGCGCAACAAACGCAGCAAGUGAGGAUUAUGAGGGCCAAUACGAGUCGGCCGCCGAGCAAGCAUGUCGAUGAGUAUGAGGGGUAUGGGCCCGGGUAG
Molecule: messenger RNA, 2832 nt
Organism: Saitoella complicata NRRL Y-17804
Lineage: Eukaryota; Fungi; Ascomycota; Saitoellomycetes; Saitoellales; Saitoellaceae
Exons: 2
Coding region: 1-2832 (943 amino acids)
Source: RefSeq, a predicted model, not a curated record